Dalotia coriaria is the source of this 1388-nucleotide messenger RNA. Its product is annotated as ceramide synthase 6-like. Lineage: Eukaryota; Metazoa; Arthropoda; Insecta; Coleoptera; Staphylinidae. Gene Ontology annotation, cellular component: membrane. Gene Ontology annotation, molecular function: DNA binding; sphingosine N-acyltransferase activity. Gene Ontology annotation, biological process: ceramide biosynthetic process. Bases 243 to 1304 code for a protein of 353 amino acids. The transcript has 4 exons. The record is from RefSeq and is a predicted model, not a curated record.
GCUGGGAGUUAUAUCUCACGCUUCACUUUUAUCAGCACUCCUCGCUUGUUAUGCGCCCGACUAAUUCGUUUCACAUCGUCAUUACUUUCGAUGCGUUAAAGUCUAACUGUAAUCAAAGCAAACUGCUAUAAAACUUAACAACUCACACUCGUAAAACAGCCCACAAUGUACUUAUAACAUUUCAAAAAGUUUCGUGCUUAAUUGUUUCUAAUUUAGUGUAAAAAUUUGUUAACUACGGAAGCAUGAAUAUAAUUCGUGGAGUUUCGGACGUUUUUUGGGAUUCAGACAUUUGGCUGCCGCCGAACACAACAUGGAAGGACAUCGCACCCAAUUCAAAUCCACAUAUUCAUCAUGCAGACUCAACUCACUUACUGUAUCCAAUACCAAUGGCAAUGUGUUUAUUUAUUUUUAGGCGUUUAUUUGAAAAAUAUUGUUUGUCACCUUUUGGAUUAUAUCUAGGCAUAAAAAACACUGCACCAAAGAAAGCUCCUGCCAAUAAACACUUGGAAGCAGCGUUUUCAAGGUCCAGAUAUCCAAAAGUUUCGGUUAUAAAAGGAUUAGUGAAACAACUUGAUUGGGAAGAGAUUCAAGUUGAACGAUGGUUCAGAGCAAGGCGUUUACAAGACAAACCGUCAACAUUAGUCAAAUUUGUGGAGUGUGGUUGGCGUGGUUUGUACUAUACACUUUCGUUUAUCUACGGGUGGAUUGUUUUAUGGGAUAAGGAGUGGUUGUGGGAUAUUCAAAAGUGUUGGAGUAAUUAUCCGCAUCAAUCAGUAGAAGUAUCAAUUUGGUGGUAUUACAUGGUCAGUUUAUCAUUUUACUGGUGCCUCUGCUUCACACAGUUUAUCGAUGUGAAACGCAGUGAUUUUUGGCAAAUGUUUGCACAUCACCUCGCUACAAUCGCUUUGAUGAGCUUCUCAUGGGUGUGUAACAUGACUAGAAUUGGUUCGUUGGUUAUUUUCUUGCAUGACGCCGCUGAUAUUAUCCUGGAAGCUGCCAAAAUGACGAAAUAUGCAAAGUGUCAACGUAUCUGCGAUUGUAUGUUUGUUAUUUUUGUUCCGUUGUGGACAGGGACAAGAAUUGGAGUUUAUCCACUUUGGAUUCUAAGAAACACAAUGUUUGAUGCUGCGAAAAUAGUGCCAAUGUUUCCGGCUUAUUACAUUUUUAACUCGCUGCUCAUUGGGUUGCUGGCAUUGCACGUGUUUUGGACGUAUUUAAUGCUGAGGAUUCUUCAGAAUACGUUGAAGACUGGUUCCAUGGAGAAGGACGUACGCUCAAGCAGUGAAGAUGAAGAUUCUGAUUAAAACAAUGUUUAAAAUCAGGUUUUUAAUGUAAAAAUUUAAAAUAGACUUUUUUCUUAAUCUAAAAUAUAAAAAUUAAUCGUAAAA